GGUGAGUUCCUCAUAAUAUCACUAAUAAUAGAGAUUAAUAUUGGAGUUUAACUGGGUAACAGAGCAUCAACUCUAGCCCGACCGGAUGCCGCUUGUAAUUUGACAUCGGGUCUCGCCGGACGGGAAUUGAAACAGAAGAGAGGGACCCUUCGGAACCCGAGGAGAAGCAACCAAAUUGAAUUACAUAAUCGCGUACGCCUUUCCCAUUCGGACUUGUCACUUUCUCCACCAAAUUAUAACGUUCCGGUCAUCAAGUCCGCAGAAGGAUCACUUAAGUCUUAGGUUAGAAUAGGUUAAGAUAUACUCAACUUUUACGCCCUUGGUAUUCCCGAAAGCGACCGAACCAAUUCCGGGAGGCUAGACGCCAGCACGUAGACUAUUCCGGAGAAAAUUGGAAAUAAACAUACCACGAUGGCAAGUGAGGAACAGCCAAGACCUCCAUACCCCCCUUUCACGGCGGAAAGCGCCCAGAUAAAAGUGAAAGCGGCACAAGAUGCUUGGAAUACCAAAGACCCAGCGAAAGUGAAGCUCGCGUAUACAACAAAUUCGAUUUGGCGUAACCGUGACACUUUCAUCAAAGGACGGGAAGAUAUCGAGGCCUGGCUUACCCAGAAGUGGGAACGCGAAAACGGAUACCGGCUUCGUAAGGAGUUGUUCGCGUUUACCAAGAAUAAGAUCGCCGUUCAGUUCUGGUAUGAAUGGUAUGACAAGGAGGGGCAAUGGUGGCGUACAUACGGACUCGAGGAUUGGACUUUUUCUGACAAUGGGUUGAUGAGAAAGCGGCAGAUGAGUGGAAAUGAUGUUAAGAUCGCCGACGAUGAGAGAUGGUUUAAGGAUGGCGUGGACGUGAAUACUGUCGACAUCUCCGAAAGACAUUGGUAGGAAGGGGAAACUCUUCUACCAACAGAGGAAAUACGUUCAUAGGCCGUUUUCUCUAGCCUUGCAGUAAUCCAUUAAGAAUACGACAACCCAAAUAAUAUAGCUAUUGCUUUGAGAGUUGGGAGUGCGAAAUAAAAGUGUUUUCAAUCGUCAAUGACAACAUAACUCUCACGUCGUGAUACUUGGAUAGUCAUUCGAAGAUAGGAAACAUUAUUGAUCUCCCAACAAGAAC
Annulohypoxylon maeteangense is the source of this 1111-nucleotide messenger RNA. RefSeq lists its product as uncharacterized. The record is from RefSeq and is a predicted model, not a curated record. The transcript has 4 exons. Lineage: Eukaryota; Fungi; Ascomycota; Sordariomycetes; Xylariales; Hypoxylaceae. The coding region runs from base 412 to 882 and encodes 156 amino acids.